UUCAGCACAGGGAAGUCACUGGGGCACACCAUUGCAGAGCUGCUUUUCAAACCACCAGAAAAAUGUUAGAGGUGAUGUUUUAAAGAAGAUAAACACCCAGAGAGCUGAUCAAGAAGACAAAAGACAAAGAAGCAACAACUCUGGAGAAGGAAAAGGAUUUGUCUUAUACUUGGGAGAGCUGACUUGAAGAGGAAUAGACCUGGAUGAAUAAUCUAGACGUUACAGUACUUUUUUUUUUUUUUUUGAGAUUUGCAAAUCAACCAAUUUAGAAACUCUGCUAACCAUACAACUUCAUCAAGAUCAUGAAGCUUACUGGGACAAUCUCUAAACUAGAAUACACUAAUGGCAGCAUGGACACUGAAGUCCUAACCAACAUGAUGGUGAUACCAGUGCAAACAAAAACAACAGAUUCAACAGUGUCUGCACCCACCUCGUCACCGCCACAGCCUGAUGGAAGUAGGACUCUCUGCUCCAUAUGUGCCGACAGGGCCACCGGUAAACAUUAUGGUGCGUCCAGCUGUGACGGCUGCAAGGGCUUCUUCAGAAGAAGCAUUCGCAACAACCACACUUACAAUUGUAGGUUCAACAGGCAAUGUAUUGUGGACAAAGAUAAAAGGAACCAGUGUCGUUACUGCAGACUACAAAAGUGUUUCAAAGCUGGAAUGAGAAAAGAAGCUGUUCAGAAUGAGAGAGACUGCAUCAGUAGCCACAGAGCCAAGGGACAGACAGUGGGCACUCUGUCCAUCAGUGUGCUGAUGCAAGCAGAGGCCAGUGUGCACCAGUUUCCAGCGGUGGUCUUACCUAGAAGUCACGACAUCAACACCAAGAAGCCAGCCUGUGUUGAAGACGUGUUUGGGUCCAUGAAGCAGCAACUCCUCCUGCUGGUGAAAUGGGCAAAACACAUCCCUGAGUUUUGUAGUCUCCCAAUAAAUGACAGGGUAGCCCUGUUACGAACCCACUCUGCAGAACAUCUUAUCCUGGGGGCAGCAAGACGCUCUCUACCUUACAACAAUCUCAUUCUUUUAGGUAACAACUUUGUGAUCCCACUGAGAGGUGCAGAGGUAGAGGUUUCCAGAGUGGCUUUCCGAAUCCAAGAGGAGCUGGUCAAACCCCUCAGAGACCUGGACAUCACUGACAAAGAGUUUGCUUGCCUCAGAACCAUUGUCUUCUUUGCCCCAGACUGUCCAGGACUGGAGAGUUCUCAGGUGGUACGCCAUCUGCGUUUUCAGGCCCAUCUGUUGCUAGAAGAAGCAACCUGUGAGCAGCGGGGAAGGUUUGGGGAGCUGCUGUUGGUACUACCUCCCCUGCAGAGUGUGGCCUGGCAGAUGGUGGAGACUCUCCACUUAGCACAGCUGUUAGGGGAAGCUAGAAUGGACAGCCUGCUGCUGGAGAUGCUGCUGGGAGAAGGAGCCAAAGAAGUCCAUGGACAGACUCAAGACCAGCGAAAUGAGCAUAGAGCUUCACCCACUGACUUCAUCUCAGUCACCUCUCACAUUUCCACUUCUCUUCCAAAUGGAUUCCCUGCUGCCCACACAGACUGGCACUGAGGUGUACAGACAUGGUGAUGUCUAAGUGCCCACGGCAUACCAGUGGCACCUGUCCACACCAAGAAACGCUCCCCUUAAGAAGCAACAACACAACCAAGGGCCACAUACAUACUGCACAGAUAUGCAAUUAUGCAUGCACGCACCAUUUUGCAAACAAAAUGGGUUUGUUUUUUUUCUUUACUUUGACCCACAAGAGCAAUUCUGUGGGUCAAAGUCUUAGUCUGUUAAUCAUUUGUCUGAGAUGUGAAAUAAAUAAAAAAUGUUUGCAGGAACGCUCACACCUGCAACAUUCAGCACAUUGCAAUUGCAAGGCCCAAUGUUUAUCAGUAGAGGGAGCUCAAAGCCUGCUCAGAAAUUCAUUCAUUGAUACUGAUGUAAGGUAAGCUUUUCUUUGUAAGUAACAACCUUCACUAAUGUUAUUUUGUGGUCAAAGAUUUGUCAUGUAAAUGUAAAUGGAGAAAUGGUUAUAUUCUCCAUUUACACAUGGGGCCUCUCAAAGAGUCAAUUAAUAAUUUGUAGGAUUUAAGAAAUGUUGGUCAAGAAAUGUUGGUUUAUAGAUUAUAGAUUUAUGUUGCAUUGAUCAGCAUAAGCAGUGAAUGUUCUCUUAGAACAAUUUGAUGAACCCAUGUUAAUAAAGACAAUUAGCACCUGCCA
Molecule: messenger RNA, 2201 nt
Organism: Scomber scombrus (Atlantic mackerel)
Lineage: Eukaryota; Metazoa; Chordata; Actinopteri; Scombriformes; Scombridae
Gene: hnf4b
Product: hepatic nuclear factor 4, beta
Exons: 9
Coding region: 303-1547 (414 amino acids)
Biological process (GO): positive regulation of transcription by RNA polymerase II; anatomical structure development; cell differentiation
Molecular function (GO): zinc ion binding; nuclear receptor activity; RNA polymerase II cis-regulatory region sequence-specific DNA binding
Source: RefSeq, a predicted model, not a curated record